AUGGGUCAAUAUCUCUCGCUCUCUCUCCCUUCAGUCUGUGUUCGGUACAACUCGGCUUUUGAAAUUGAUUCCACCUUGCAUCAUCUCGGUGAUGAUCAAUUUCAAAACUCUGAACUCAUCUAUCCAUUAUUUAUACCUGAUAUCUUGUCCGAAAUAUUUUCUUAUUUUGAUAACUACACUGUUUAUUUCCGAUGUGCCAACGUUUGUAAAACGUGGAGAUAUUGUGCAUGGUAUUUGUUGAACGAUUUUAAAUUUCGUUACGAUGAAAAUUUAGAAUUAUUAAUAUUGGGAAAGGAAGAUCAACAACAUGCUGUUGCUCGUUCUCAAACUAAAAAAGGAAUAUCCUCUCAGAUAUUGAAAUCACACAAUUUGUAUGAGCUAAGAAAUAGAAUGCUGGAAAAACUCCUCGAUCACGUGGUUUGCAAUGCCAAAUACUUGAAAAAGUUUCGAGUCUUAGAUGCUCAACAACAUGUUGCUUUUAACAAAAUGAUUACCAAUGAGAGAAUUGAACAUUUGACCAACUCAUGCUCGGAUUUAUUGGAUACCAUCGACUUGACUGCAUGUAAUUAUUUGAAAGAGAGUGCAUUUCAAAAUAUUUCAAAAAAGUGUGGACAAAAUUUAGUUUACCUCAAGCUACGAUACAGUGAAAGUAUUCAUGACGUGUUGUGUGAAAAAUACAUUGCAUCCAUGCAAAAGUUGAAAUAUUUGAAUUUGUCAAAAUGUCCAUAUGUUGGAUUGUAUGGAUUGAUACAUAUUUCUAAAGGAUGUACAUGUUUAGAAGUAUUGGACGUCUCUGGUUGCUUGAAAAUUUCCAACUUUUCAUUUCUAAAUAAUUUUUCAACUUUGAAGGAACUCUAUGUCCAGGAUACACUCUAUUCUUCAGACGACAUUCAAUAUAUUCCAUCUACAUUGGAAAAGCUCAAUGUUCGACGAACAUAUAACUUGAAACAACUUGAUAUUUCUAAAAUUGCACAUUUGAAAGAACUUGACAUUUCUUAUUGCUCUCCAUUACUUAAUAUCCAUGAUUCAAAUAAUCAAAUGGUGACAACAAGGUGGGAGACACUAUCUGCAGUAAGCAAUGAAUGGAUAGAAAAGUUGGUAUCAAUAUCUCCAAAAUUGAAAGAGCUUGAAAUUGGUAAGUAUUCAGAACUCUUAUUCGCACAAUGA
Molecule: messenger RNA, 1167 nt
Organism: Naegleria fowleri
Lineage: Eukaryota; Heterolobosea; Eutetramitea; Acrasida; Naegleriidae
Exons: 2
Coding region: 1-1167 (388 amino acids)
Biological process (GO): SCF-dependent proteasomal ubiquitin-dependent protein catabolic process
Cellular component (GO): SCF ubiquitin ligase complex
Molecular function (GO): protein binding
Source: RefSeq, a predicted model, not a curated record